This is a messenger RNA of Lathyrus sativus (Indian pea), 1959 nucleotides long. The record is from the annotation of a GenBank genome assembly. Lineage: Eukaryota; Viridiplantae; Streptophyta; Magnoliopsida; Fabales; Fabaceae.
AUGGCCGGCGAGUUCGCCGGAGAUAACACACCGGAGCUUUUAUGUUUGGUUCAUGACAUCACCGGAAUGUGUACUGGAGGUGGAGGUGAUUCGUCUUCACUCACCGCCGAUGUGAUGUUCAGAAAAGACUGUACCGAUCUGGUUCGGCGGAUCUCUCUUCUUACUUAUUUGUUUGAGGAAAUUAGGGAGUUGAAUAAGGUGAAUUGUUCUGCUUCAAGCUCUUCAGGUACUGUUUCUGAUUCGGAGGAUUCGUGGUCCUCUGAUCUAGUGGUUGUUCUUCAAUCUGCUAAACGGUUGUUAUCUGUAGCGAAGAAUUUCAGCUCCAAUUCAUCUUCGGAUGAAGCUGCAAAGACGAUUAUCUUCCAAUUUCAGUGUGUGACCUGGAAAUUGGAAAAACUAUUAAGCAGUUUACCAUAUGAUGAUUUGGACAUCUCCGAAGAAGUCAAAGAACAGGUGGAUUUGGUGAGAUCACAGUUGAGACGAGCCACAGAUAAAUAUGGGUUUAUGAUUUCUAAAAUGCCGUGUGAUGGUUUAUCCCAGCCCCUGGCUCAAGAAAUCAAUCAAGUAUUUGGCAAAUCUAUGAGUGGAUUGCAUAAACAGAACAGUUGUCCUGAAUAUCUAUCAGAACUAGGUAGCAUUCUUAAAAGCAAUGAAGGGAAAAGCUGCAGCGCGUAUGGGGCAGGAUCUCGAUUGGAAAGAACAAGGAGCAUCCAUGCCUCUUAUGAGGUUUCAUUAUCGAAUAUAGCUGCUCCUGAAAGUCAGCAAAUUUCUGGGAGCAAGAAUCUGCCUGAAGUUAAAAAGCCUGAAGCAAUUGUAAUUCCUGAAGAUUUUCUUUGCCCGAUUUCGUUGGAAUUAAUGAGGGAUCCUGUUAUCGUGGCUACUGGUCAGACAUAUGAGAGAUCUUAUAUACAGAGAUGGAUUGAUUGUGGAAAUACAACAUGUCCGAAAACUCAGCAGAAGCUCCAACAUUUGACCCUUACACCAAAUUAUGUUCUAAGGAGCCUUGUUUCUCAGUGGUGUAUAGAUCACAACAUUGAGCAACCAACUGGACUAACAAAUGGAAAAAUAAAAAAGAGUGAUGGGUCGUUCAGAGAUGUUACGGGUGACAUUGCAGCAAUUGAAGCUCUGGUCCGGAAGCUCUCCUGCAGAUCCACUGAAGAGUGUAGAGCAGCUGUUGCUGAGAUUCGAUCAUUAUCCAAAAGAAGCACUGACAAUAGGAUACUAAUUGCUGAAGUUGGAGCAAUUCCAAUUCUAGUCAACCUUUUAACUUCAGAAGAUGUAAUGACACAAGAAAACGCGGUUACUUCAAUUCUCAACCUCUCUAUAUACGAAAACAACAAAGGACUUAUAAUGCUUGCCGGUGCAAUUCCAUCUAUUGUUCAAGUCCUCCGAGCUGGAACCAUGGAAGCAAGAGAAAACGCGGCAGCAACUCUUUUUAGCUUGUCACUUGCGGACGAGAACAAAAUAAUAAUUGGAGCCUCCGGAGCUAUAUCAGCUUUGGUAGAAUUGCUCCAAAACGGAAGCCCUCGAGGCAAGAAAGAUGCAGCAACAGCAUUGUUCAAUUUAUGCAUAUAUCAAGGGAACAAAGGCAGAGCCAUAAGGGCCGGGAUCAUCACAGCACUGUUGAAGAUGCUCACAGAUUCAAGCAAAUCAAUGGUUGACGAAGCUCUUACAAUAAUGUCAGUUCUUGCCAGCCACCAAGAGGCAAAGGUUUCCAUAGUAAAAGCCAGCACUAUACCAGUUUUAAUAGAUCUUUUGAGAACCGGAUUGCCUCGCAACAAAGAGAAUGCAGCUGCCAUUUUACUUGCUCUGUGCAAGAGGGAUACUGAUAAUCUUUCCUGUAUCAGUAGACUUGGUGCUGUUAUACCACUUUCUGAACUUGCUCGAACCGGUACAGAGAGAGCCAAACGGAAGGCUACUUCAUUAUUGGAGCAUCUUCGUAAGUUACAACAGCUUUGA